CCUCUGCCUAAUUGCUUAAUUUUAGGGUCCAUUUUCUCUGAAUUCGCACGCUUUCUCAUUGUCUGAAACCUAGAUAUGGCCGAGAAUCUUCGUCCGGCGGUGCCACCGCCGGCUUCGGAUCUCGCAGGGACGGAGGGUUGUGGGAGUGCGGUGACUCGGGCGAGUUCGGACUUAUCCGCUUCCACGGUUGACGGCUCGAAAGCUUGCUUGCGUUCGAAUGGGGAUGCGAGAUCGGGCCAGACAACAGAAUGGACGGAUGAGAAGCACAGUUUAUAUCUUGAUUCUUUGGAAUCUUCAUUUGUUAACCAGUUGCACUCUUCUAUGGGUUUAUUUGGUCGGCGCUCAAAAGUGAAAAUGAUGGAGCUAAAUUCAUUCCAAGAAUUAGCUGUGAACGCCUAUAAUUCUUCUGAUGAGUACACAGUUCUACAAGAUGGCUGCUGGCGGAAGAGAAAUUUUGGAAGGCAUCAACUAUUAUUGGAUGCUGCAGCCGAGUCUCGUGAUAUUCUGGAAAAUCCUUGGAUUUGUCAUUUUAAAUCUGCAGGCCAGCAGCAUGAUGUAACAUCUUCUGAUUUGUGGAACCAGAGUGUGGAUUCUAGCAAGGGAAUCCAUUUAAGAGGGAAGAGGAAGGCCUCCCAUGGCUUAGCAACAAGUUCCAAGCGCCUCUCUGCAUGUCACCCAUGGCUCCAGGAUUCAGUUGGUGGCAUUACAGAGGUUUCAGACCAGAACUUUAUAGAUGAAGAGCAAGAAAACAAGUCAAGCAGGGUGUCCAGGGCAAAAAAGUUGAAGACAAAGGCAGAUACGGUUGAUGCUACAAAUACAGACCAAUGUGUGCCGAGUGGGAAGUUCCUUAUGAAGGGAGAUUCGUCUGUCAGUACUACCAAUCUCCAGAAAGAGAAGAAAGGGCAUGCCAUGAGUGACUAUCAGAAAGGCCUGAGAGUUGUCUCCCCAGAACAUGAUGUUAACACUUCUUUGGAUGAGAGCUGAAUUCCUUCUUGGAACGAAGUUUGGAAAGGUAACCAUGAACUCCAAUACAACCAAAAAAAAAAAAAUGAAGCAGAAAAAAGUAGGGUUUCUAUACUGUCCCUAGUUGAAGAAAAACAAGCAAAGAAACGAGUCCAAUGACAAAUAAAUACAAAAGAAAAGGGCAUUUCACCUUGUGGGGUUCUCACAAAACUGUUUGUGCCAACAAUUCUGGGAGAAGAUUUUGGUGAAAGCCCAUCUUAUAUACUGAAGAUAAGAUCAAAAGGUGGUCAAUCUCGACCUCAUUUUUGUAAGGUGAAUAUAGUCUUGAAUCUUAAUAUGAGUGAGGAUUCUAAGUUUUAAUAGGCAUAUAUAAAUGCAUGUUGGGCAUUGGAACUUUUUAGAUUUGUUCAUUUACUGAAUAGGUCAGCCAUUUUCUUGCUUUCCUUUUUUUUUUUCUUUUUUUUUUUCCCUCUUGUAACAUAGAUGCAUUCUUAAAAUUUCCAUGAAGUCUGAUGGAAUUUCAUUUCAUCUCAUUGCUGAUGAUAUUCAUGUACAGAAAAACAAACUUAAAUACAUGAUACCAUGUGCUUAUUGUUUUCAAUGGGUGAGAUUGCCACUUGA
Messenger RNA from Vitis riparia (riverbank grape), 1584 nucleotides. RefSeq names its product cold-regulated protein 27. The record is from RefSeq and is a predicted model, not a curated record. Lineage: Eukaryota; Viridiplantae; Streptophyta; Magnoliopsida; Vitales; Vitaceae. Gene Ontology annotation, biological process: regulation of circadian rhythm; response to cold. The transcript has 5 exons. The coding region runs from base 76 to 984 and encodes 302 amino acids.